Messenger RNA from Monopterus albus (swamp eel), 2904 nucleotides. It is a transcript of the gene pkma, whose product is annotated as pyruvate kinase M1/2a. The coding region runs from base 144 to 1778 and encodes 544 amino acids. Gene Ontology annotation, biological process: glycolytic process. Gene Ontology annotation, molecular function: magnesium ion binding; potassium ion binding; pyruvate kinase activity. NCBI's taxonomy places the organism in Eukaryota, Metazoa, Chordata, Actinopteri, Synbranchiformes, Synbranchidae. The transcript has 11 exons. The record is from RefSeq and is a predicted model, not a curated record.
GUUUUCGAUAGGGAUUGCAGCUUGGUCGUAUGUUAGCUAUUAUUUAAACUGACCCGAUAGCUAGUAAGACACUUGAGUUGUCACAUUAGUGCCUUAUACAUCGUUUUCGUCUUUUAUUAUUUCUGUAGCUAGCCUUACAUCCCAUGAGCUGGUCUUCUCCAGUUGCACCAGUGAUCACCAUGCCUCAGACAAAAUCUCAAGACAUGGGCUCUGCCUUCAUCCAGACACAGCAGCUAAGCGCUGCCAUGGCUGACACCUUUCUGGAGCACAUGUGCCUGCUGGACAUUGACUCUGAGCCCACCACUGCACGCAACACUGGCAUCAUCUGCACCAUUGGGCCAGCCUCUCGUUCUGUGGAUUUGCUGAAGGAGAUGAUCAAAUCUGGAAUGAACAUCGCUCGCAUGAACUUCUCCCAUGGCACACACGAGUACCAUGCACAGACCAUCAAGAAUGUACGUGAGGCAUGUGAGAGCUUUGAGCCUGGCAGCAUCCACUACAGGCCUAUCGGCAUUGCCCUGGACACCAAGGGCCCAGAGAUCAGGACUGGCCUCAUCAAGGGAAGUGGCACAGGUGAGGUAGAGCUGAAGAAAGGUAACAUGAUCAAGAUUACUUUAGAUGACACCUACCAGGAAAACUGCAGCGAUGAGAUCCUCUGGCUCGACUACAAGAACAUUACCAAAGUAGUUGAGGUUGGCAGCAAGAUCUACAUCGAUGAUGGACUUAUGUCCCUGCAAGUCAAAGAAAUUGGCUCUGAUUUCCUUAUGUGUGAGAUUGAGAAUGGUGGCACCCUGGGGAGUAAGAAAGGAGUGAAUCUCCCCGGUGCUGCUGUAGACCUGCCUGCUGUUUCUGAGAAGGACAUCCAAGACCUGCAGUUUGGUGUGGAGCAGGGAGUCGACAUGGUCUUUGCCUCCUUCAUCCGCAAAGCAGAGGACGUACAUGCUGUCAGAGCAGUGCUGGGAGAGAGAGGCAAAAACAUUAAGAUCAUCGGCAAGCUGGAGAACCACGAGGGUGUGCGCAGAUUUGAUGAGAUCAUGGAGGCCAGUGAUGGCAUCAUGGUUGCCCGUGGUGACUUGGGUAUUGAGAUCCCCACAGAAAAGGUUUUCCUGGCUCAGAAGAUGAUGAUUGGUCGCUGCAACAGAGCUGGCAAACCGAUUACAUGUGCCACUCAGAUGUUGGAGAGCAUGAUAAAGAAACCCAGACCCACCCGUGCUGAAGGCAGCGAUGUAGCCAACGCCGUGCUGGAUGGAGCUGACUGCAUCAUGCUCAGUGGAGAGACCGCCAAGGGAGACUACCCUCUAGAGGCAGUUCGCACACAGCACAUGAUAGCACGAGAGGCCGAAGCAGCGACCUUCCACAGACAGCUGUUCGAGGAGCUGAGAAGACUCUCCGAUCUGACCAGAGACCCUUCAGAGGCCACAGCAAUUGGGGCUGUUGAGGCAUCCUUCAAAUGCUGCGCUAGUGGCAUCAUUGUUCUCAGCAACAGUGGGAGGUCCGCCCAUUUGAUCUCCAGGUACAGGCCCCGUGCCCCCAUCCUUGCUGUGACCCGUAACGCCCAGACAGCUCGCCAAGCUCACCUGUACCGCGGCAUCUUCCCUGUACUCUACACCAAGCCUGCUCACGACGUGUGGGCAGAGGAUGUCGACAUGCGUGUCAACUUUGCCAUGGAUAUGGGCAAAGCCAGAGGUUUCUUCAGAGAGGGAGAUGUUGUCAUCAUCUUGACUGGUUGGCGCCCAGGCUCUGGUUACACCAACACCAUGCGUGUGGUUCUGGUAGCCUGAACAACAAACAGAGCUGUACUGCUUUCUCUCUCUCUCUCUCUCUCUCUCUCCAUCUUUCAUAGCUCUCAACCCCAAACUCCACUUCUGCUCACAGCCCUUCUCAUCUAUCCCCCAGCUCACAGAUGUAACAUCCUGAAUUUAGAAUUUAGGCAAUGAAAAAUAAAAUAGAGUAUAGCUUGAUAGCCAGAGAGCUGUUUUGGGUGGAAGUUGAGGCUUGUUCUGUACAAUUCCACUUUUUCCUCCAUUCCUUUCACACCACUUAAUCAGAUGAGUGUUCGGGGCCUGAGAUUAACACUCCCUGACCAGAAACUGCUGUAUUUGUUCACUCACGCUUGUAUAAUUUAAAAGUGAAGCAAUCGAAGAGUGAGUGCAUCCUGGUCUAUGUGCAUACUGGUGCUCGUUGAGGUGGGGUUGGUGGUGGGUCAGACUGAUGUUAGCACCUUGAGUGCUGUAACAGUUUACUAAUCACACUCAUCUGUUGACUGAAUGAACAAAGUGGCAUGGUCAAUCAAAAGGCUCCUCCUGCAGCGCAGCCUUGGCUCCACCAUUCCACUUAAACAGAUCUUUGCGUAGUGCUGUCUGUAUGAAGUGUCCUCUGUUAAUGCCAGCUUUCAUUGUAUUUUAGUGUAUCUGUAAAUGCUGCAUUCCUAUUCUACUCCAGACAGUGUUCCAUUCUAUGUAACACCAAGUCAAGUAUAAACUUCUGUUAAUGGUUAAGUUUUGUUAUGGGACAUUUAUUCUACUUAAAUUUUGUUUGACUAUGGAGAAAUGUUAGUUUUGGAAGUCCACUCAGAGGGGUUUAAGCUAGUUGAUAUGUAUAUUAGAUGAGUUAUAAAGCCUUUACAUAUAUUUGCAUUUGGAUCAGAUGUACUGUAAGUUGGCAUUUGUGAAUCAUGCAUGGUUCACCCAAGUUGAUGAUAUGAAUGAGCACGUGACCCCACCUGUCACUGUCCUAGUGAGUGAUGGGUUUCUCUCCCUACACUGGUGACCUACUGUAGCUAUCUUCAUGUCUCUAAAAUGCUUUUGAUUGUAAGAUCCAACUAAAUGGAGAGGGGUUUUAUGUUUAAGUGGUUACUGAGCUAUCCAAUGAGACUGGAUUUCCAUCAAUAAAAGAGAUGAGCAUUGA